CCCUGUCCUCCUGGGUGAGACAGACUUGUGCUGGGCAGCUGAGGAUCUGCUCAGAGCGCGGCAGUCCCUCCGCGGAUCCGGACACCAGGUGCUCGGUGUUUUUACGCACGGAAGGAGGAGAUUACCUGGAAAUGCUGGCAUCGUGAGGAGGAGGAUCGAGCAGUUUCCCCACUAAAAUCUCCGGGAAUAUUGUGUUAUUUUGAAAGUCAGCAUCUUGUAAAAGCGGGAGGACAUCGGUCCAGAAUGGAGGGAUUUACACCUUAUUUCAGCGUCAUCAUUCCUGCGCUACUGUUGGCCACCGCGUCUGCCACCAAGUUAAAUGUACCGCGACUGAGACUCUCCUAUAAAGACCUGCUGUCCACCAACCGGUCGUCCAUCUUCAGCGGACAUCACGGCCAGCUGUCUCUGACCGCCGUCUUCCUGGACGAGUACCGCGACCGACUCUUCCUGGGAGGGAAAGACGUCCUGUACUCUCUGCUGCUGGGACCCACCAGCAGCGAGUCCAGAGAGAUCUACUGGCCUCCGCUACCUGGAAACAGAGAGGACUGCAUCCAGACAGGGAAGGAACCGCAGACCGAAUGCGCCAACUUUGUUCGCCUCCUGCAGCCCUACAACCGAACUCACCUCCUGGCCUGCGGUACCGGAGCCUUCCAGCCCAUGUGUGCCUUCAUCUCUGUGGGCCACAGAGGAGAGCAUGUCUUCACCAUGGACCCUCUGAACGUGGAGAACGGACGAGGGAAGGUUCCUCAUGAUCCCAGCUUCCCCUUCGCCAGCACCUUCAGUGGUGGUGAGCUGUAUACCGGACUGACAGCAGAUUUCCUGGGCAGAGACUCGGUGAUCUUCAGGAGUAUGGGAGAACGUUCCACCAUGAGGACGGAGACGGACCAGAAGCUCCUUCAUGACCCCAAGUUCAUCGCCGCCCACCUCAUCCCAGACAACGACGACCGAGACAACGAUAAAGUCUAUUUCUUCUUCACGGAGAAAGCCACCGAGGCGGGAGACCGGGAGGGAGCUAUUCACACCCGGGUGGGACGAGUGUGUGCGAAUGACGUUGGAGGCCAGAGAGUUCUGGUCAACAAGUGGAGCACCUUCAUCAAAGCCAGGCUAGUGUGUUCUGUAGCCGGACCUCACGGCAUCGACACACACUUCAACCAGCUGGAGGACGUCUUCCUGCUGAGGACCAAAGAUGAGAGGAACCCAGACGUCUACGCCAUCUUCAGCACCAUCAGUAACGUGUUCCAGGGCUUUGCUGUGUGUGUUUACCGCAUGGCCGACAUCAGAGAAGCCUUCAACGGACCGUUUGCUCAUAAGGAAGGUCCUGACUACCAGUGGGGAGCUUAUGAAGGCCGAGUUCCUUAUCCGAGGCCAGGCGUGUGUCCCAGUAAAAUCACCAACCAGCCGGGGAAGGAGUUCGGUAGCACCAAGGACUUCCCUGAUUCGGUGCUGCAGUUUGCUCGGAGCCACCCGCUGAUGUGGCGGCCGGUGUUUCCCGCCCUGCGCCAACCUGUGCUCGUCAAAGCCAACAUUCCUUACAAGCUGAAGCAGAUCGUGGUGGACCGGGUGGAGGCGGAGGACGGGCAGUAUGAUGUCAUGUUCAUUGGCACAGAUGUGGGUACCAUACUGAAGGUCAUCGCUCUGCACAGUGGAAACAGUCUGGAGACAGAAGAGGUCACACUGGAGGAGCUGCAAGUCUUUAAGGUUCCAACUCCAAUUACAUCAAUGGACAUAUCCGUAAAAAGGCAAGCCCUGUACGUGGGCUCUCCAGCAGGUGUUGCUCAGGUGAAGCUGCAUCGCUGUGAGAUGUACGGUAAAGCCUGCGCUGAGUGCUGCCUGGCCAGAGAUCCGUACUGCGCCUGGGACGGAUCGUCCUGCUCCAGAUACGUUCCCAACAGCAAACGCCGCUUCCGCAGACAAGACAUCCGACAUGGAAACCCGGCGCUGCAGUGUGUGGAUCAGAAUCUCAGCGAAGACCUGGAUGUGACUGAGGACAAGAUGGUCUACGGGACUGAGAACAACAGCACCUUCCUGGAGUGUGUUCCUCGGUCUCCUCAAGCUUCUGUCUCCUGGUUGGUCCAACGCGACGACCGCAAGGAAGAGGUGAAGCUGGAUGAUCGUGUGAUGUCUACAGACCAGGGUCUUCUGUUCCGUCGUCUCUUCCAUCAGGAUGAAGGCAUUUACAUCUGCCACUCCAGAGAGCACGGCUUCACCCAAACCCUGGCCCGCCUCACCCUCCAAGUCCUCCCAGGGGAGACGGUGGACGAGCUCAUGGCCCGAGACAACGCAGGCCUCUCGGACUCGUUUAAAGACCGGUCUGGAGGAAACUACCGGGCCUGGAUGCCGUGCAGCUCAUACAGCAGGGGCGCUUCAUCGAGCCAGAUGAGCCAGUCGCGUUCGUGGUUCAAGGACGUCAUCCAGCUGAUCGGACCGUCCAACCUGCCCCUCGUGGAGGAUUACUGCGAGAGGAUGUGGUGCAACGACAAGCUGAGGAGGAAGCACAAGAGCAUGCUGGAGAAAUACCGGCAGGCCCAGGAGGGUGCCAGGAAGGCUCGAAGCAAGAGCUCUGGAGAACGCAACCGGACGCCACGAGAUCUACGAGCACAGGAGGGCUACUGAAGAGAGGAGGUGGAACAAAAAGAACUGAAAGUGGAAAAAGAGACAAAGAAUAUGGUUCAGGAAAAGCUCAAAGGGCCGGCAUGAAAGAGCUUUGUAGUGGUUGAAACCUUCUUACUCAGAUCUCUAAGAACAAAGUAGAUGUUUUGACCAUUUAACAGGAUCAAUUUUAGUGUAUAAAGUUCUAAAAAACACUCUUGAGGAAAGCACAACUUGAUUUAAAACUCUCCUGAAUGCUGUUUCACUUAGUGUCACCGCAGACAGAAUGUAGGGGUUUAAGUUUUUAUUAAGCUGGUGUAUAAAGUUGAUGUAUGCAGAUCGAGGUUCAAGCUGUCGGCCCUGAAAAAGACAGAUGUGUUCAUAUGUCUGGAAAGACAAAUGCAACAAGAGACUGCUGAACUGAACAGGUCGCUGCAGACAGGAUGACUGAUCAAUAGAAGAGGAUGCUUUCUAAAAUCCUGAUUACCAAGGACUCCUUCCUCUCUCACACUUCUGUGCUUGUAUAGUUCUAUUAUCACUGAAAAGACAGAAGUUACUUUCAUUUCUCGAGUCAUUCUUCACUGAGCGACCCUCACAGAAACAGAAACACCCGUCGGCUGAUUUUUACUGACAGCAGACUCAUACAUCACAAUGUUCUGUCUUCUUUGACUUGUUCACACACUUAUUUCCAUGACUUCUUUGGAUGCAUUUCACUGCAAUCACUGGACUCAUUUCCUUCCCACUUUGCCUUUAAUGGUCCGUGUCUCUUAGCUUGGAUUUAUUAUGAAAUGUUCACAUUUGACUGCAGCUCAUCACUGACUUUGCAGCGUAUUUAUGAGAGGAACCAGUGAAGCACACAGGUUUAGACACUGAUCUUUCCAUUAUACAUUGACAUACAGGCUCUUACAUAAGCUAGCUCUAACUGGACUCACAAUGAGACGACUGUUGAUGGUUCAACAGAUUAAACUGCUUUAUUUUUACCCCAGUGGGCUGAACUUUCCAUUAAACACCAGCUAGAAAUCCCUUCUAUCCAGUCCUUAGAAGGGAUAUUUCACAAUGGCUUGUUUUUAAUGCUUUUGGUUACAGACGAUCUCCAGUAUUUACCUUCUUGAGGAACCCAGAGAGCUUCAGUAGAAGGAAAGUGGACUUCACUUUUUGGUCCAGUUGUCUUCUGAAGAAGCUGUUGGGACUUUCUUGUCCUAGAUCAGGGGUGUCAAACUCAUCUUAGUUCAGGUUCCACAUUCAGCCCAGUGUUUCCUUUGUUUUAGUGCAAAAAAGAACAUUCUAAAAAUGUUCACAGUUAAGGAAUUAUCUUUUUACAAAACAUCACGAACAACUUGAAAUUUCCAUUAUCCAUCCAUCCAUUAUCUAUACACUGCUUAAUCCUCACUAGGGUCAUGGGGGGGCUGGAGUCUAUCCCAGCUGACUCAGGUGAAGGCAGGGGACACCCUAGACAGGUCACCAGUCUGUCACAGGGCUACAUACAGAGACAAACAAUCACUCUCACAUUCACACCUACGGGCAAUUUAGAAUGAUCAAUUAACCUCAGCAUAUUUUUGGACUGUGGGAGGAAGCCGGAGUACCCGGAGAAAACCCACGCAUGCACAGGGAGAACAUGCAAACUCCAUGCAGAAAGAUACCGGGAAAGCCGGGACGCGAACCAGGGACCUUCUAGCUGCAAGGUGAAAGUGCUAACCACUACACCACUGUGCAGCCCCUCAACUUGAAAUUUCUUAAGAAAAAUAAGUUCACCAACAUUCAGCCUCAGUUUAUCAUUUCCACAUUACAACUUCCAGAUCACAGAGUGUCUACAAAGGAACACAACAUUUAGUCAUCUGGAACUGAACCAGAGAGGAUUUACUGGAGGAUCAAAACAACAAAAUUCAGACAAAAGACAAAAACCAACAAAAACAAGACAAAAUAUCACAAAAAUGAGAAACAAAACAACUAAAAAAUGAGACAAAUAAUGCAAGCGAGACAAAAAAAACAACAAAAUGACACAAAUGAUUCACAAAGCACCACAUAAAGUGAAACACAAAAUGACAAAGACAAAAACAAAUGAGACAAAAAGGAAACACAAAAUGACAAAAACAUGAGACAAAUGACAAAAAUCAGACAAAACAAAAAAAACGAGACAAAAUAUUACAAAAAUGAGACACAAGACAACUAAAGAACAAUGAACAAUCUAGUAUUUAACUUUCUGAUCCAAACAACUUGUCAUGGUCUAGGAAUGAUUUUAAAUUUAUAGUUUUACUAAUUUACAAUCUGCAGUUAAUGUCUUCUCUGGAAUUUUUACACUUUGAGGGCCGGAUUGGACCCUCUGGAGGACCGCUUUUGGCCCGCGGACCUCAUGUUGGACACCCCUGACAGGUGACUUAGAAUCUACAUCUGACAAAGUGACAUUAAAGCCAAUCCACCGAGAAAAAUCAACAUUUUCAUGAUUAGUUAAUUUUUCACACUUAUUUUAAUCACUCAGGUUAUUGUUUAGUCUUUAAAGUGCCAGAAAACAGUCAAAAGUUACCAGAGUCCAAGGACACAUUUACAAAUUCUUGUUUUCUUUCCCAGCAUUGAUCUAAAAAACAGCCACAAGAAGAAAUUCUACAAGCCGCCCUCUUUCUGGUGACCUCACCUCACACUUUAAUCAUCCACUAAACUCAUUUUCCCACAGUUCCUCUGUGAGCCGAAGCGUUCCAGCGAUAAUAAGAGAACAAUAGAAGGGUAGAGUGUAAUGGCCGGCUCUGUGCUCUGUAAAUACUAGUUCUGAGAUGGUUUAUGCUCUGAACGCAGUAUAAUCCACACGGUUAUUGUCUCCAGCUUUGUUGUAGAAAUAUUACUUUUAUGGUUUUGGAAAAACGUUCUCUUCCAAAUGAACAGGUGGAAAAAAAGAAGAGAGGAGAGAUGGAGGACAUAUGUCAGCAGUAGAGGGGCUGGAAAUGAAAAAUAAACUGUGAGAGGAUCGUACAUGGAGGAUAAACUGGGUUCAGAUGGGAGAAAAAGUAACACAUUCUCCACGUUAUAUAAAAAUAAUAAGUCCUAUAGAACGACACAUCUACCAGCAGGACACCACAGAGUUGCACCAGAUCUGUUAAUAAAUAAAUCAGUUUACUGAUUCCACACUGCUGUUGUUAAAGUUUGAUCAGAUUCAAGAACUAAACAUCUUAGUGUGCUGCAGAGAAAGACUAGUUUGAGUGAUUUUCAUCAUCGUUUUUACAACAAUAAAUGGUUAGAUAGAAAUUAAAUGGUUAAAGUAUAUAAACAAAUGUUGACUAUUGGAAUAAAAUGAGAAAUCAACGUUGUUGUCCAAAUACUCCACACUCAUUAGUCCUCCAAUUGGCGCCAUCAGACCACCGUCAUAAUCACUAAGGUCAUUAGAACACAGUUACUUCAACGUAAACACGUUUUUGGACAGUUUGUUAAAAUAACUGACCUCUUUUUCUUGACUCAAAAACCUUAAAAAAUGAAAAACAGGAACUGUACAAUGAGAAGUAAUGCAGAGUUUCAUUUUCCCUGAGGGCUGCAUGUGCAUUAGACCAACAUCUUUGGCAGUUCUGGAACAAAAGAGAUUAAAAACUUGUCAGCAGAAGUGUCAAUACAGUUUGAUUUAUUCUAGACCGAUUCUUUCAAAACAUUGCAUGUUACAUUUCGAAUGAAUGACGAAAGUUUGGCAUCAGGAUUUACAUUUACAUUGAGGAAAAACAUAAAUGCAGCAUCCAAAUACUCAUCUUUUCUAACUUGGAGAAAAAGUUCUAAAUGUAAUUUGUGUUGUUUUGGUUAGAAAAGGGUUCAAUUUAACCAAGAAGGAUAAAAAUUUUGAGUCAUUCAACUGGUGAAUCUACAGCCCAGUCAGAUGUGGCUUUAAAGGACAAUGAUCUGAUAGUGUGACCAGAACAAAGAUACUCCAGUAUGAUAAAAAGUCCACCUUAAAAAUGCAGCUUUAUUCAAAUGAAACGAUAGAGAUGAGAACAAUCUGAUGGCCUGCCUGAUGCACAUUAAUAUUCUACAAAAACUGCAUUUGUCAUAUAAAAAAUCCUUUCAUACAUCCUGGUACUACAGAUAAUCUGUCAUGUGUCCAACAACAUCGUCUUGUCUCCAGCGUCCUCUAACUUCACCAAGUCCUUCAGGAAGCGUUGGACAACAGCUUUGACGACCUCAUUAACUCCAUGUGUUGCAGAUGUGUGAUUCGUUACUGACUUUAGAUUUAAGGUCGAUGAUCCCACCUUCAGUCUGCUCCUGAUUGGUUGAUUCAUGAUGUCUGUUCUGCUGUAGAGAUGUGUUGGUAGCAGAAAUACUUACUGCCCUACAUUAAAAAGAAGGACUCAAAUUCAAUAAAAUGUUACAUGCUGCAUUUAUAUUUUUAUUCAGUGUAUAUAGAACAUUUCAUUCCUGGUAAAGUCAUCGUGUUUUACAGCAAAAAAUCAUGAAGUCUAGACCGGGGGAGUCAAACUCAUCUUAGUUUGUUUAGUUCAGCCCAAAUUCAGUCCAGUCUGAUCUCCAGUGGGCCGCAUCAGUAAAAUCACAGCAUAAUAAUCACAACUCUGAAUGUUUCCGUUUGUUUUAGUGCAAAAAAUGCUCACAUUUAAUGGACUAUCUUUUUACAAAACACUCUGAGCAUCCUGCAUUUUCUUAAGAAAAAUAAAUUUCAGCAACAUUCAGCCUCAGUUUAUCAUUUCCACAUUACAGAUCACAGAGUGUCUAGAAAGGAACACAACAUUUAGUCACAUUUUACUCUAUGAUUAUAAAAUAAAAUACUAUAUCAAGGUCUGGAAAAUAUUUCAAAUUUAACUGUAUUUUAAACUUUGCAAAGUCAUUCUGAGGGCCGGAUUGGACCUUCUGGAGGGCCAGUUUUGGCCCGCAGGCCGUAUGUUUGACACCCCUGUUCUAGAUAGUUCCACUUAGAACUGUAAUAAUAAUUCCUACAUUAAAUCCACCAAAACAGCAGCUGUUCCUGCUAAAAUAUGGAGGACAUUCUAUGAAUAACUUACCUCCUGAAUGGUGUUUCUAUUCCGGGAUUCCUUUCAUUGUUCAGAAUCAGUCGGGAAGCAACAAUAACGCCGAUGAACUCUGCAGCCCUUUUUGACCUUCAUGGCAUGUGAAAGUUUCCCAGAGGAGAAAUGAAACCAGAGGAGUGAAGUUCUUUUUACAUUCUACUGGAAGCAUCCUAUGAAGGCUGCAUUUUAAAAUCCCUAAUAAACAGAUUUUUCCACCCUUCAUCACCCUGUAUACAUAAUCAGACAGUUUAAUCCCUAUUAGUGCAGCACACUUCAGCACAUGUUUAACUUGUAGUUUAUUUUCAGUUUGGAGAGCGUGAGAUUGGCUAAUAGGCUGUACUCGUGAUGAUUUCUCUAAAAAUAUUGCUUCUAAUGUGUUGUUAACUAAGAGAACAUGAUGGGAUGGCAGGGUAACAAAACUGAAAACUAAAUAAUAAACCUGCAUAAAGUAUGUUUUUCUGAGCAUUUUAUAUUUUUAUGUUGCAUAAAUAAUUAAAUUUAGCGGAAUCGUUUGUCUGCUUCUUCUCCAGGUUGUGAAUAAAACGGUUUAAUGUGUGAAUAUCUGAACAUACAAGCUUCCAUUUUACAAUAAAAACAUCAUAAGAUGGAACCGCCAGAGAAAACACUGACAUUUUUGGUUUUUUUUUUCUUGCUUGACAUGUAAUUUGUUUAAUUUAACACGUGGAAUUAGUAGCUGCAGACAGAAAUCUGCCGUGAGUGUGCACGUUCACAGAUAAUGUAAAUCCACUGAAUGCAUCUUUAGUUGUGUACAGCUGCACAGUGUUGUGGUUUUGCAUGUGGCUUUUUAUAUUUUCUACUUAAUCUUAUGACUUCCUGUAGCUCAUGAUCAGUUUGUCUUUUUGGAUUCAGAGCGCCAGCUGUAGCGUCUGAUGAGCUCCCUGAUGGAUCUGGUCUUUCAUUUAAACACUGCUGGUUUCACUGCAGCUAGUCUAUAUAAACCCAACUGGAGCGCCAGUCACUGGGAGAACAGCAAAGAGAAGGUUGUAAUUGAGUUAGUUGGGAUUUAUCUGUGACUGUAAGGCCCAGAAACUUGUCAACAGUCUGGCUGAUGCAGAAUAUUUUCAUCCUGAAGGGUUCAACUAGCAGAAAUGAGUUUGAAGCAGGGUGGAAUAAACCCUAAAAUGCCCAGACUGAGUUUAGUAUGACUUCUGGGAGAGUGGUUCACUCCAGAUACAGUGUUACAGCAGCGCUUCCAAUGUUAGACCAUUCUUGAAAACCCAAAAGUUUGAACCCAUUUUUCUUAAAAACUAAUAAAGUCGGUUAGACUAGACUACUUCCAAACCCUUCAGCUGAACUUCAGACAAUUCUGACUGAAACGUGCAAGAAUCUUCAUUACGUUGUAAAAGUGUGUGCUGGUUGUGGUUCUCUGACAAAAAGAGCCUAAUUUAAAUGUGUAUUUAUUAAAGUGUCUUUCUACUGUGCAUGCUAUAAACCCUGUACACCAUUUAACAUCAUUAAAAGUUGAUGAUUUUUAACAUGAA
This is a messenger RNA of Amphiprion ocellaris (clown anemonefish), 9079 nucleotides long. RefSeq names its product sema domain, immunoglobulin domain (Ig), short basic domain, secreted, (semaphorin) 3bl (gene sema3g). Gene Ontology annotation, molecular function: semaphorin receptor binding; chemorepellent activity. Lineage: Eukaryota; Metazoa; Chordata; Actinopteri; Pomacentridae. Bases 244 to 2613 code for a protein of 789 amino acids. Gene Ontology annotation, biological process: negative chemotaxis; negative regulation of axon extension involved in axon guidance; neural crest cell migration. The transcript has 16 exons. The record is from RefSeq and is a predicted model, not a curated record.